This is a messenger RNA of Phlebotomus papatasi, 478 nucleotides long. RefSeq names its product dynein axonemal light chain 4. Lineage: Eukaryota; Metazoa; Arthropoda; Insecta; Diptera; Psychodidae. Gene Ontology annotation, biological process: microtubule-based process. The record is from RefSeq and is a predicted model, not a curated record. Gene Ontology annotation, molecular function: dynein light intermediate chain binding; dynein intermediate chain binding. The transcript is spliced from 3 exons. Gene Ontology annotation, cellular component: dynein complex. Bases 114 to 434 code for a protein of 106 amino acids.
AGGGUGACUGAAGAGUUGAGGAGCUGCUUAUUGCAUUCCUGGUGAUUCAGGACAAUGUUCCGUGAACGCAUAUUCAUCAAUCACGGCACGAGUCACACUCAAUUGCCAGGGAAAUGGCUGAAGAUGCAAUAAAGGCGGAAUCUGAGACGGACAAGAAGAUUCUCCAUGUGUAUCCAUUAGUGAAGCACUCAGACAUGAAUGAAGAGAUGAGAACUGAAGCAAUCGAACUCUGUAUUACGGCUUGUGAGAAGUUUGCUCAGAAUUAUGAGCAAGCCGCCAAACUCAUUAAGGAGACAAUGGAUAAGAAAUUCGGAUCUUUCUGGCAUGUUGUUGUUGGUGAAGGAUUUGGCUUUGAGUUGUCUUAUGAAACCAAAAAUAUCCUGUAUCUCUUCUUUGGCGGAAAUCUUGCCAUAAUUCUCUGGAAGUGUUCUUAAAGUUUGUCCAAAAGCAAAAUAAAGUGCGUUAAGUAGUAAAAAUG